AUGGUAUCCAGCCUAGUGAGGUAUGAGAGCCAGUCUAUUGUAGAGAGGAAUGGUAUCCAGCCUAGCAAGGUAUGAGAGCCAGUCUAUCAUGGAGAAGCAUGCUAUCAAGCCUAAAAAUGUUAAACUUAGUAAACUGGUUAAGUUACAGUCAUCGGCCUAUCUAGGUAUGCUAGCCAAUCUAAUGCAGUAUGGUGGCCUGCCUAAUGUAAUAUGUUAUUUGUUGUCAAUGCUAUUCUGCUAAUAAACUUUUCCAGGAGUUUAUUGCAUCCUUCUCUCUCCAGGCUCAUGGAUUAAAUCUUCUCUUGUGCCGCUCCUUCCAACUUGAGUACCUGGUUCGGCACCCCGAGGUACGUGACGUGGAGCCCUCCACCGUGCAAACAGCAUUCAAAACCCCCCAGAGAAAAGCAUCUGAAGAGGAUUUUGUAAGGAAGCCCCUAGAUCCUGGAUUGGUGUCUCAAAACAUUAACGCCUUGAUAUCUUUUCGCCACCUGCCACGGACUGAACACUAUGACUCCUCCAGCAGCCACGUGAGUUAUAACUAUUAUUUCACCACUGGUAGGCACAGUCACGUGUCAAAAAAUUUCCCUUUACUUCACUCCUGCAAAUGUGGACUCAGUGACACGGCUCAUAAGUUCCCAAGCCAGAGCAGAUUUGAGCAACAGAGCAGACCAACAGGACUGCUCACUAAAAUGGAAACUGGGGAUUGAUUGACCAUGGUAUUGAUCAUUUUAGGCUAAACUUCAGAACGUAAAAAAUGCCAACUCUUUUCUCUCUUUGUUAGUUUGGCUAUAAAUUACAUUUUUCACACCAUAUUUCCUGUAUUUCUGAGUUAGUGAAUGAUCUCAAUGUUUUACCAGCUGCACAAGAAAUAUUAUAAAAUUCUGCAAAGCAGAAUGUAUUCACUAAAGAGUAAGUCAUGGAUAGCUGAUAGCCACAUUGCAAAUUGUAGUCCAGAAGAGUAAUAUUGUGAAAAAGUCUGCAAAUUGGCAAAGUUGUCAGUUUGCUUAAACAAUAGUUAAUUACUUGAUCAUAAAAAUUACAGUAGAAGUAAAUGUAACCCUCACUUAGUAAAAUAAAAUAAUAAUAAUUAUUAUUAUAUAUGAGUUCCAGCCAACUUGUAGUUUAGGGAAUAAUUCCCUAGUGAUAUUACUGAAAUGUUGGCUAAACUGGGGAAACGUAUAGUGACCAUGCAAGGAUGUAGAGUGCUAGUAAUGUGAAUACAGAACAUGUACUCUAAGCCUCUACACUCAACGUGACUGGUUGCAUUGCAUAAAUGGAAUCCUGUCUCUUAGCAGGUAUCUAAGGCCACAAGAAUCCCACGAAGCUCUUCACUGGAAUCUCCAUAUUGCUCACCAACAUUGGUUCGGAAAAAAGCCAUUCGGAGCAAAGUCCUCCGAUCCGGUGCCUAUCGCUCCCCUAAUUAUGAGUCCUUACUCCAGCGAGAGACAGAGGAGCAAAGUCCCCCUGGUAAUCAUCAAGCCUCCAUUCUUUUCCUCUCAAAGUGUUAUUCACAGACUUGUGCUAAUCCAGGGUGUAUGUGGACUAUAGUGAAUAACCGUCAGUAGGAGUAGAAAGUACUCCACACUCCUUAUGAGUAAAGACUACUCUCGUCCUAAUUCCAGCACUCAACAUGAGUAAAGAUUACUCCUUUAGAUUCUCAUUCCCUGUAUGACUUAAGACUACUUUAUCUGACUGACACAUGACAUGUAUCAAGGCUACUCUACUCUUACACUCAGCAUGAGUAAAGCCUAUACGACUCGAUCCUCACACUCAACGAGGGUAAAAACUACUGAAAUCAAGCCAAGUUGUAUUAGCACAGCAGCACAUAAAAGGCAGGGCUCCAUAUUGAAGCCCUACUCUGUAUUGUAUUAUUAGUACAAAUAUAAAGAUCUCAAAGGCAAACAUGGCUGCAGAACAAGAGAGAGAAGAAGUGAAGAAAGACAGGAAGAUAACACGCCACCUCUCCAGCACCAUAGAGUAUAAACAAUCGAAUGUCUCCACCAAUAGCAAUAUGUUCACACGACUCUCACACUCAAAUAAAUGGGGGAAUUCAGUAAUGGAGUUUUUCACUAAACUGGACAUUUUGGAAAAUUGAGAAAAUAAUUACACAUUUUAGAUCAAAAUAAGCAAAUUGGGAAAAAAAAUAUCCAACUCAAAAAUAUUUACCUAAAAUGUUCAAUUUUCCUUUAAUGAACAACCCUCCCAUAAAGUAAUCUGGGCAAUGUAGAGGCAAUACAUUGGAGGUAAUUCACACAAUUCACUAUCCUUCAAAAUUGCCAGAUUCUGAAUUAGUCUCUUCAUAUUUACUAUGGCACAUUCAGUGAUCAGAAGUCACCGAUAUAGUCCUGACACGGUUACAAGCAGACACUGAUAUAGUACUGACACAGUUACAGGCAGUCAGUGAUACAGUCCUGACACUGUUACAGGCAGUCACUAAUAUAGUACUGACACUGUUACAGGCAGUCACUGAUAUAGUACUGACACGUUACAGGCAGUCAGUGAUAUAGUCCUGACACGGUUACAAGCAGACACUGAUAAAGUACUGACACAGUUACAGACAGUCACUGAUAUAGUCCUGACACGUUACAGACAGUCAGUGAUAUAGUACUGACACGGUUACAGACAGUCAGUGAUAUAGUACUGACAUGUUACAGACAGUCAGUGAUAUAGUACUGACACGGUUACAGACGGUCAGUGAUAUAGUACUGACACAGUUACAGACAGUCACCGAUAUAGUCCUGACACAGUUACAGGCAGUCAGUGAUAUAGUCCUGACACAGUUACAGGCAGUCAGUGAUAUGGUUACAGGCAGUCAGUGAUAUAGUACUGACACGGUUACAGGCAGUCCUGACAUGGUUACAGGCAGUCAGUGAUAUAGUACUGACACAGUUACAGGCAGUCAGUGAUAUAGUAGUGAGACAGUCAGUGAUAUAAUCCUGACAUGUUACAGGCAGUCAGUGAUAUAAUCCUGACACAGUUACAGGCAGUCAGUGAUAUAGUCCUGACACAGUUACAGGCAGUCAGUGAUAUAAUCCUGACACAGUUACAGGCAGUCAGAGAUAUAGUCCUGACACAUUUACAGGCAGUCAGUGAUAUAGUCCUUACACGGUUACAGGCAGUCAGUGAUAUAGUCCUUACACGGUUACAGGUAGUCAGGGAUAUAGUACUGACACAGUUACAGGCAGUCAGUGAUAUAGUCCUGACACGGUUACAGGCAGUCAGUGAUAUAGUACUGACACAGUUACAGGCAGUCAGUAAUAUAGUACUGAGACAGUCAGUGAUAUAAUCCUGACACGUUACAGGCAGUCAGUGAUAUAGUCCUGACACUGUUACAGGCAGUCAAUGAUAUAGUACUGACACUGUUACAGGCAGUCACUGAUAUAGUACUGACACGUUACAGGCAGUCAGUGAUAUAGUCCUGACACGGUUACAAGCAGACACUGAUAAAGUACUGACACAGUUACAGACAGUCACUGAUAUAGUCCUGACACGUUACAGGCAGUCAGUGAUAUAGUACUGACACGGUUACAGGCAGUCAGUGAUAUAGUACUGACACGGUUACAGACAGUCACUGAUAUAGUAUUGACACGGUUACAGUCAGUCAGAGAUAUAGUCCUGACAUGGUUACAGGCAGUCAGUGAUAUAGUACUGACAUGGUUACAGGCAGUCAGUGAUACAGUCCUGACACUGUUACAGGCAGUCACUGAUAUAGUACUGACACGUUACAGGCAGUCACUGAUAUAGUACUGACACGUUACAGGCAGUCAGUGAUAUAGUCCUGACACGGUUACAAGCAGACACUGAUAAAGUACUGACACAGUUACAGACAGUCACUGAUAUAGUCCUGACACGUUACAGGCAGUCAGUGAUAUAGUACUGACACGGUUACAGGCAGUCAGUGAUAUAGUACUGACACAGUUACAGACAGUCACUGAUAUAGUAUUGACACGGUUACAGUCAGCCAGAGAUAUAGUCCUAACAUGGUUACAGGCAGUCAGUGAUAUAGUACUGACAUGGUUACAGGCAGUCACUGAUAUAGUACUGACAUGGUUACAGGCAGUCACUGAUAUAGUCCUGACACGGUUACAGGCAGUCAGUGAUAUAGUACUGACAUGGUUACAGGCAGUCACUGAUAUAGUCCUGACACGGUUACAGUCAGUCAGAGAUAUAGUCCUGACACAGUUACAGGCAGUCAGUGAUAUAGUACUGACACAGUUACAGGCAGUCAGUGAUAUAGUACUGACACGGUUACAGGCAGUCAGUGAUAUAGUCCUGACAUGGUUACAGGCAGUCAGUGAUAUAGUACUGACACAGUUACAGACAGUGACCGAUAUAGUCCUGACACAGUUACAGGCAGUCAGUGAUAUAGUCCUGACACAGUUACAGGCAGUCAGUGAUAUAGUACUGACACGUUACAGACAGUCAGUGAUAUAGUACUGACACGGUUACAGACAGUCAGUGAUAUAGUACUGACACAGUUACAGACAGUCACCGAUAUAGUCCUGACACAGUUACAGGCAGUCAGUGAUAUAGUCCUGACAUGGUUACAGGCAGUCAGUGAUAUAGUACUGACACAGUUACAGGCAGUCAGUGAUAUAGUAGUGAGACAGUCAGUGAUAUAGUACUGACACAGUUACAGUCAGUCAGUGAUAUAAUCCUGACACAAUUACAGACAGUCAGUGAUAUAGUACUGACAUUGUUACAGACAGUCAGUGAUAUAGUCCUGACAUGGUUACAGGCAGUCAGUGAUAUAGUACUGACACAGUUACAGGCAGUCAGUGAUAUAGUAGUGAGACAGUCAGUGAUAUAGUACUGACACAGUUACAGUCAGUCAGUGAUAUAAUCCUGACACAAUUACAGACAGUCAGUGAUAUAGUACUGACAUUGUUACAGACAGUCAGUGAUAUAGUCCUGACAUGGUUACAGGCAGUCAGUGAUAUAGUACUGACACAGUUACAGGCAGUCAGUGAUAUAGUAGUGAGACAGUCAGUGAUAUAAUCCUGACAUGUUACAGGCAGUCAGUGAUAUAAUCCUGAAACAGUUACAGGCAGUCAGUGAUAUAGUCCUGACACAGUUACAGGCAGUCAGUGAUAUAAUCCUGACACAGUUACAGGCAGUCAGAGAUAUAGUCCUGACACAGUUACAGGCAGUCAGUGAUAUAGUCCUUACACGGUUACAGGCAGUCAGUGAUAUAGUCCUGACACGGUUACAAGCAGACACUGAUAAAGUACUGACACAGUUACAGACAGUCACUGAUAUAGUCCUGACACGUUACAGGCAGUCAGUGAUAUAGUACUGACACAGUUACAGGCAGUCAGUGAUAUAGUACUGACACAGUUACAGACAGUCACUGAUAUAGUAUUGACACGGUUACAGUCAGUCAGAGAUAUAGUCCUGACAUGGUUACAGGCAGUCACUGAUAUAGUACUGACACGUUACAGGCAGUCAGUGAUAUAGUCCUGACACGGUUACAAGCAGACACUGAUAAAGUACUGACACAGUUACAGACAGUCAGUGAUAUAGUACUGACACGGUUACAGACAGUCAGGGAUAUAGUACUGACACGGUUACAGACAGUCAGUGAUAUAGUCCUGACACAGUUACAGGCAGUCAGUGAUAUAGUAUUGACACGGUUACAGACAGUCAGUGAUAUAGUACUGACACAGUUACAGGCAGUCAGAGAUAUAGUCCUGACACGGUUACAGGCAGUCAGUGAUAUAGUCCUGACACGGUUAAAGGCAGUCAGAGAUAUAGUACUGACACGGUUACAGACAGUCAGUGAUAUAGUACUGACACGGUUACAGACAGUCAGUGAUAUAGUACUGACACGGUUACAGACAGUCAGGGAUAUAGUACUGACACGGUUACAGACAGUCAGGGAUAUAGUACUGACACGGUUACAGACAGUCAGUGAUAUAGUACUGACACAGUUACAGGCAGUCAGUGAUAUAGUCCUGACACGGUUAAAGGCAGUCAGAGAUAUAGUACUGACACGGUUACAGACAGUCAGUGAUAUAGUACUGACACGGUUACAGACAGUCAGUGAUAUAGUACUGACACGGUUACAGACAGUCAGGGAUAUAGUACUGACACGGUUACAGACAGUCAGGGAUAUAGUACUGACACGGUUACAGACAGUCAGUGAUAUAGUCCUGACACAGUUACAGGCAGUCAGUGAUAUAGUACUGACACGGUUACAGACAGUCAGGGAUAUAGUCCUGACACAGUUACAGGCAGUCAGUGAUAUAGUCCUGACACGGUUACAGACAGUCAGUGAUAUAGUACUGACACAGUUACAGGCAGUCAGUGAUAUAGUCCUGACACGGUUACAGACAGUCAGUGAUAUAGUCCUGACACAGUUACAGGCAGUCAGUGAUAUAGUCCUGACACGGUUACAGGCAGUCAGAGAUAUAGUCCUGACACGGUUAAAGGCAGUCAGAGAUAUAGUACUGACACAGUUACAGGCUGGAUUAUUCACUAAAGUGAGAAUUGUUGGAUAUUUAAGGUGAAUUUCAAACGUAAGGCGAGCAGUUUCCAAAGAUAGUUAUUUUUCGUUUAUGGAAUUAAUGAUAGGAAACCUGUAACUUUGCGGUUUGUUUACAAUCCAUUUAUUUUAAAAUCUUUUUUGCCCAUUUCUCAUUUAGAUUUACAAAAUCUUCAAUCAGUUGAUCUCCACGGGAACAGGGACCUAAUGCGGGAUGCGGUCUGGUUCUUCGCUGGAAUUAGUAGGUAUGGUGACCACGAUUGGAGAGCCAGACACUUUAACCCAUUCACUGCUGAGGUCACCUUUUGCAUUCUCCAUCAGCAGAGAAGGGCUUUGCCCAUGCACACUAAUGCUGGGUCAGAUUGUAUUACGGUGUGACUGGUCCCUUGUUUAUGUUGGUAGCCUCAGUUCUGUUUCGGGCGGGAAGAAUCAUGACUAUCCCAGGAUGCAGCUGGUCAUUAGGGGAUUUUGUACGUAAUAUUUAUUAAAUUAGCGUUAUCAUAUAAAGCAUCAUCUGUCUCUGGGUGUGCACUCUGAUUUAUACACUCAUUCUGAUGGUAAAUAUUGUAGAUGUUUUUUGGAUCACUGCACAAAGAUGAUCUCUCCCACCGAGUGGAACUCACUCACAUUACCUGCAGACAGUCUACUGAUUACAAUCUGUGGAUAACUUAGAAAUCCUGGCUCAAUAUCCUCCAGUAAACUUCCUAUUUAAGGAAUAGGCCACAGUUUGAUUAACGAGAAUUCUGCAGCCCCAGAACUACAUAGUGUCACGGUUUCUUUGCUGUUUUAAACAGCAACCCUUCCUUUUUCAGUGUCUGAGUUUUCAGCUGAGAUUAACGAUCAGCCCCUUCGCUAUGUUGCCACGGUUACUCACCUGAGAAUAGUAAUCAAUCCUGCUGCUAAUCAGCGCAGCCUAUUUAAGCAGCUAAUCCCAGAACCUCCUUGCCCUUGCGUGGUUUCCUGUCCCCUAGAAGUCUCCUUGUUCCUGUGUUUCCUGUUUGCUCCUGGUUCCUGACUCUGGCCUUGUUCCUGACUCCGCUGCUCUCCGUUCUCCUGAUCCUGGCUCGUCUGACUACCCGCUCUGGUGACUGACCCCUGUUUGCCUCCUGGACGUUGCUUUUGGUGAUUUCUUUGUUAUUUAUUAAAUAAAGGUGUUUUUGCAUCUAGUUCUGUCUCUGUCUGGUUCCCGAUACCUGACAUUACGCAAUGGCCAUGAAUACAGAUGGUACAGGCAAUACACCUAUACCUAACCUAUUUACCCGGUGGGACCAGCAGAACCACCAUUUGGACCAGUAUGCUUAUCUGGAUCCAGCACUUGGCCAGCCUGUGAUUGCGGCCGCCUCUGCCUCACUUCCUGUUCUAGCACCGGUUGCAGCCAACAAACCUGUUGCGGCUAGAGGAAUGACUGGGUCUGUCCCGCUCCCUCAGUAUUUUGGGGGCAACCCAGCUCAGUGCAAAGAAUUUGUAAAUCAGGUUAAAGGAUAACUUGAAAUGCUUCCCCAGACAUUUCCUACAGACAGAGACAAAGUCCAGUUCAUGAUUUCUUUGCUGUCUGAAAAAGCCCUAGCUUGGGCAAAACCUCUCUGGAGGCAGAGAGGCCCAUUAUGUACAAUUACCCUGAAUUUGUUGCGUCCUUUAAAAGGGUUUUUGAUAUUCCAGCUCGCUCCACCCCUACUGCCAAACAACUCAUGUCUAAUGCUCAGGGCACGAGAACUAUUGUCGAGUAUGCCAGUGAAUUCCGUACCAUAGCAGCAGAGGGUGGCUGGAACAACGAGACUCUCGUGGCUGCCUUUGCACAGGGGCUCUCCGAUGUUAUUAAAAAUGAGAUUGCAGCCAGAGAAUUACCUAAAGAUCUUGAGGAACUGAUAUCCUUUGUCACCCUCAUUGAUAUCAGACUCCGAGAGAGAUCCUCAUCCAGGGAGCGCCUGCGGAGGCCUCCUGUAUAUUUGGCACAGAGCUUUUCUUGCCCACCCAAACCUCCCUCACCUCAAUUACCUCCUGGUCCUGAGCACUCUGUCGGUGUGGAGCCGAGGCGGUUAGGCUUCUCACGUCUCUCUGUCGAGGAGAGAGCCUUUAGGAGGAGGGAGGGCCUGUGCCUAUACUGCGGACACCAGGGUCACAUGUUAAAGUUUUGCCGAUUCGUCCGGUAAAGGGCCCGCACCCAAGAUACUGUUUGGGGCAGAUCUUGGGUGGUCUUUCUGCAGACCCAGAGAUAUAUGAGGACAAACUCUUGGUGCCUAUUAUCCUCUCCUGGCCUGAUUCAUCCAUUAAAACCCGGGCAUUGCUUGAUUCUGGGGCCGCAGGCUCGUUCAUAGACUGUGCAUUUGCAUCGGAGCACUCUAUACCCUUACAGCCUCGCAACUCUCCGCUAGCUUUCGAAGCCAUCGAUGGCAGACCAAUACAGCCAACCCACGUGACCCAGGAGACCGUGCCCAUAUCUCUGGCUGUAGGGGUUCUACAUCAUGAGACGAUCCAAUUCCAGGUCAUUUCCUCUCCAUAUUACCAGGUUGUUUUGGGAUACCCUUGGUUACAGAAGCAUAACCCCACAAUUGAUUGGCGCAAAGCUGAGAUAUUAUCUUGGUCCCAGCAAUGCACAUUUUCUUGUCUCCGGAAACCGGUCAAAGUUUUUGGCACAUUUUCUGCCUCUUCCUUAUCCGCUGAGUACCAAGAAUUCCAAGAUGUAUUUGACAAGGGUCAAGCCAGCGUUCUGCUGCCACACAGUCCGUAUGACUGUGGUAUCGAACUCCAACCUGGUGCCAUUCCUCCCCCGUGGUCGGAUUUAUCCACUGUCUGUAGCAGAGAAUCGAGCCAUGGAGGAGUAUAUUACUGAUGCAUUGUCAAAGGGAUUCAUUCGGAACUCAUCUUCUCCUGCCGGGGCCGGCUUUUUCUUUGUGAAAAAGAAGAGUGGUGAGUUGAGACCCUGUAUCGAUUAUAGGGGUCUCAAUCGCAUUACUAUUAAGAAUGCCUACCCUAUUUCGUUGAUCACAGAGUUAUUCGACCGCCUCAAGGGAGCAACAGUCUUCACUAAAUUUGAUCUGAGAGGGGCAUAUAAUCUCGUCCGGAUAAAAGAGGACCAUGAAUGGAAAACCGCAUUUAACACCAGGAGCGGUGUAAUGCCUUUUGAUCUUUGCAAUGCUCCGGCGGGUUUCCAGGAAUUUAUAAAUGAUGUCCUGCGAGAUAUGCUGCAGCAAUGUGUGGUGGUUUAUCUUGACGAUAUUCUUAUUCAUUCCACAUCUCUCGAGAACCAUCACGCAGACGUUUAUCGUGUUCUACAGAGACUCAGAGAAAAUAAUCUGUUCUGUAAAUUGGAGAAAUGUGAGUUCAACUGCAAACAGGUCACAUUCUUGGGCUAUGUUAUCUCAGAUGCUGGAUUCUCUAUGGAUCCAGAGAAACUUUCUGCUGUACUGCAAUGGCCUCAACCUACGGGUCUUCGCUCUAUACAGCAUUUUCUUGGCUUCGCCAAUUAUUAUCGGAAAUUCAUAAACAACUUUUCUUCCUUGGUUAAAUCUCUCACGGAUAUGACUAGAAGAGAUGCUGAUCCACAACAUUGGUCACAGGAAGCCAUUACUGCCUUUGAGUCCCUCACAGGAAGCCAUUACUGCCUUUGAGUCCCUCAAAUUUUAAUUUUAGCUCUCAAAGAAUGGAGGAACCUUCUUGAGGGUACUUCAGUGCCAAUUCUCAUCCUCACAGACCACAAGAAUCUUACAUAUCUUUCCGAAGCUAAGCGGCUGGGUUCAGUAUUCAGUCUAUGGAGAGCUGCAGGGUUCAGUGCUCAGUCUAUGUAGAGCAGCAGGGUUCAGUAUUCAGUCUAUGGAGAGCUGCAGGGUUCAGUAUUCAGUCUCUGGAGAGCUGCAGGGUUCAGUGUUCAGUCUAUGGAGAGCUGCAGGGUUCAGUAUUCAGUAUCUGGAGAUCUGCAGGGUUCAGUAUUCAGUUCUAUGGAGAGCUGCAGGGUUCAGUGUUCAGUCUAUGGAGAGCUGCAGGGCUCAGUAUUCAGUCAAUGGAGAGCUGCAGGGUUCAGUAUUCAGUCUAUGGAGAGCUGCAGGGUUCAAUGUUCAGUCUAUGGAGAGCUGUGCUCAGUCUAUGGAGAGCUGCAGGGCUCAGUGUUCAGUCUAUAGAGAGCUGUGCUCAGUCUAUGGAGAGCUGCAGGGUUCAGUAUUCAGUCUAUGGAGAGCUGCAGGGUUCACUGUUCAGUCUAUGGAGAGCUGCAGGGUUCAGUGUUCAGGCUAUGGAGAGCUGCAGGGUUCUGUUUCAGUUUACAACAAGCUGCACAUUUAAGUUGUGGUUUACGAUGAGCUGCAGAAUUUUGUUUUCAGUUUAUUCAGUGUUGACUUUCACUUUAUACUGACACGGUUACAGGCAGUCACUGACAUAGUCCUUACACGGUUACAGUCACUGAUGGUCCAGGCAGUAAUUUGGUUUGUGUUCAUCCACAGAGAUACUGGGUUAACGUUACUGAAGAAUGACAGGAUGGGGGCGUUCUUGUUCCGUGCAGAUCCCGGAAGUGAAGGGAAUCUGACAAUGUUCAUAAGAACCCAGUGUGGUGUCAUCCCAUACAAAGUCUACAGAACCUCACAGGGCAAGUACUGCUUGGAGGUAGGUGACGUAUCAGAUGACGAACAGAUAAGCAGAUUUUAUAGAGUGCAAUGCAAAUCAAGUCUGUUCAGAUCUGUAAUGUCCAGUGUAACUACUCAGUAACACCACACUCAGUGUUCUUAUAAUUCCGGUCUUGUUCUUUUAGCAUCUCACAGAAGAGUUUGCCAGUUUGACAGCCCUGGUGGAGCACCAUUCAGACCCCGAUGACACACUCUUUAACCAGCUGGCUCAUGGCCGUGUCAACCCGUGUUACGAGGUCAACGAACCAAUCGUCGACUUCAAAGAUAUGAUGGAACACCAAAGCCAACCCCUAUCAGACCCACACUCAGUCUCUCUAACAGAGUCUUCAGUUACCUCAGCUCAAACUCACACCAUUCACAGUGAGCUACAGUCCCACUGUCCACUGUCUACCCCAGAUAUGCCCGGUACCAUUCCUACAGACCAAAGUCACCCCACCUCUAAUAACUCCAAACAUUCACUGUCACCCUCACGUAGAUUCCCACUGCCAGAAGGGGACAGCAGUCCAACACACACAGUCUACAGGUAA
Pelobates cultripes (western spadefoot toad) is the source of this 11624-nucleotide messenger RNA. The record is from the annotation of a GenBank genome assembly. Lineage: Eukaryota; Metazoa; Chordata; Amphibia; Anura; Pelobatidae.